AUCGAUGAUCUCAGGAUCGCUUACUUUAGUCUGUUCAUCGGCUCAUGGCGCUGCUCUGUCAGUUGCUGUUGUGACACAAUAGGAGUGUGUGUCGUUGCCUAGUGACCGGAGUGAACAUGGGCCGCCACUCCUCAGACAGCGAGGACAACAGUCGAAGCCGGAGGAAGAGGAGAACGAAACAGCGCUCUUCCUCCUCCAGCUCCACUGAAAGCAGAGUGACCAGCCGCAGCAAACACUCCCGGAGACGCACUCGCUCCAGAGACCGAAACAGAGUCACAGACAGGAGGCGCAGAAAGCGCUCCAACAGCAGCUCUUCCAGAGGGUCCGUUCACAGGAGGCGGAGCCGAAGCGCAGAUAAGGGGCGGAGCCACAGGUCUCGCAGAUCUCAGUCCCGCAGUCGAAACAGGAGGUCUCGUUCCCGUCCCCGAAGGUCUCGCAGUGGCAGCAGUGGCCGGUCCAGCAGGAAGCGUAGUCGCAGCAGAGAUCGUGAUCAUGGCCAGCGCAGGACUCGAGACAAAGACAGGACACGAGACCGAACUAAAGACAAAGAGGCCGACAGAGCCAGGGACAAGGACAAACAAAGGGAAACCGGGAACAUCAAAGCUGGAUUAGAACAUCUGACUCCUGCAGAACAGGCCAAAGCUCGACUCCAGCUGGUGCUUCAAGCCGCAGCUAAAACUGAUGAAGUGCUGAAAGCAAAGGAAAAUAUUAAAGAAGAAAAGACAAUAAAGGAGGAAGGUGAGAAAAAAAUGUAACCUCAAACUAAGGUG
Molecule: messenger RNA, 770 nt
Organism: Pimephales promelas (fathead minnow)
Lineage: Eukaryota; Metazoa; Chordata; Actinopteri; Cypriniformes; Leuciscidae
Source: RefSeq, a predicted model, not a curated record